Molecule: messenger RNA, 1514 nt
Organism: Aplosporella prunicola CBS 121167
Lineage: Eukaryota; Fungi; Ascomycota; Dothideomycetes; Botryosphaeriales; Aplosporellaceae
Exons: 6
Coding region: 188-1168 (326 amino acids)
Cellular component (GO): nucleus; cytoplasm
Molecular function (GO): RNA binding
Source: RefSeq, a predicted model, not a curated record
AGCGACCAAGCCAACCACACGUCCCGGCUCGACGACAACCGCGCAACAACACACUUCGAGCGCGACAGCAUCCCGAGAGUAUUGGUCCCGCAUUCUGAGGAUCGACUCUCGUCUCCCCUUUCUCCAAAGCUACAGAGUGCGUUCCUAGGAGGCACAAGCGCGAAAGGCGCUUUACCCCAUCGUCACCAUGUCCGGCAGCAUCGCUUCCAAGAACCUCUACGAGCUCCUGGGCAACGACCCCGAGCUCGACCCCGAAAGGAGGACGCCCGAGCAGCCUACCAAGGCCAUUGACAAGCCCAACCAGCGCGCUGGCAAGCGCAACGCUGGUGCCGAGGGCCCCGUCAAGGACACUCCCCGCCCCGCUGGCCGCGGUGGCCGCAACCAGUUCUCUGGCAACGAGGGCGCUUUCCGCGACCGCGACGCUGGUAGCUACAACAACCGCAGCAAGCCCGCUGACGAUGGUCUCCGCAGCGACCGUCACCCCAACCACCUGAGGGGUUCUGAGGAAUCCGGCAACCGUGGCCGUGGCUCCCGUGGCGGCCGUGGUUUCGGCGGCCGUGGUGGCCGCGGUGGUCGUGACGACCGUCACAGCCGCACCGGUGUCUCUGACCACCCCAAGCAGGCUGCCCACGGCUGGGGUGGCGAGACCGGCGGCGAGGAGCUUGCCGACGAGAUGGCUGGCGAGGCCAUUGCCAAGCAGGAGGAGAAGGAGGGCUUCGAGGCCGACGCGGCCAACGGCGAGCCUGCCGAGCCCGAGGACAAGAGCAAGUCCUACGACGCGUACCUUGCUGAGCUGGCCGAGAAGAAGGCCCAGCUGGGCAGCACCCCCGAGGUCCGCAAGCCCAACGAGGGCGGCGACAAGAAGUUCCCCGAGGGUAAGGCUAUUGCCAAGCCGGAGGAUGAGCAGUACUUUGUCGGCGGUGGCGGCAAGCAGAAGAGGGAGCGCGGCCCCAAGGAGAAGCAGACCAUCGACCUCGGCGACAUCUACGGCCGCGGCGAGGAGCGCUCCGGUUUCCGCGGCGGCCGUGGCGGCCGUGGUGGCCGUGGUCGCGGCGAGGGCCGUGGUGGUGCCGGCCGUGGUGGCCAGCGCGGCGCGCCCCGUGGUGGCGCCAAGGGCACUGCCGUCAACCUCAACGACCAGUCUGCUUUCCCCAGCCUGGGCGCUUAGACGCACACUCAGCGUGCCCCGCUAGCCAGCCAGCCGCAAGGACAGACAUUGGGCAACCAAAAAUAAAAAUGCGCGACUUUUUAGCUAUCCUCAUACAAUCCACACAUUUUCUUCACAACCCACCAAAUUUUGCGGACACGGGAGGAUAUGUUGAGAGGAAGCGCGUUUUCGAUUUUUGAUAUGGUGGCAGCAGCAAGCUUUUUUCUUCUACUUCACACACACCUUGAUCAUUUGGGGGGUGGGUGGGGAGAUGGAGAGAGACUGAGGGGAAAUGACACACUCAAACACACAGUUCAGUCUCACACACGAAUAACUUGAUCCAGGAGGGACCAAAUGUAGGAGGGGC